Molecule: messenger RNA, 1914 nt
Organism: Aspergillus pseudotamarii
Lineage: Eukaryota; Fungi; Ascomycota; Eurotiomycetes; Eurotiales; Aspergillaceae
Product: glycosyl hydrolase
Exons: 1
Coding region: 1-1788 (595 amino acids)
Biological process (GO): carbohydrate metabolic process
Molecular function (GO): hydrolase activity, hydrolyzing O-glycosyl compounds
Source: RefSeq, a predicted model, not a curated record
AUGGCAGCAAUAUUGUUGGCAUGCCUAUUGUUGGGUAGUCCGGCCUUGGGAAAUGCCCAUCACCAGAACAGCACAUACACCAACCCUAUUCUACCCGGCUUCCAUCCCGAUCCCAGUUGUAUAUUUGUUCCAUCGUGGGACAAUACCUACUUCUGCGCCUCAAGCAGCUUUAAUGUCUUUCCCGGGAUACCCAUUCACGCCUCCAAAGACUUGCGGAAUUGGAAGCUGAUUGGAAAUGCUAUCUCGCGGCCAGAGAUGCUGCCCAAGUUGGCGACUACAGUCAAGGAUACGAGUGGCAUAUGGGCGCCGACACUUAGGUACCAUGAAGGCAGCAGCGACAGUACUAUGAACAGCAGCGAUCGUGGGAAAGGUAGAUUUUGGAUUAGUGCGACUCUUGUCUUUGAUAAUUUGGCUGCCGACAAUGAAUCGCGUUGGGACAAUUUUGUGAUCAGCACAGACGAUCCGUUCGAAUCAGACAGCUGGACGGAUCCCGUGCAUUUCGACUUUGGUGGCUACGAUACCUCCUUAUUUUGGGAUGAUGAUGGACAGGUCUAUGUAACGGGAAGUCAUGAAUACAAAGUCUGGCCUGGGAUACAAACUGCCACGAUUGACUUGCAGACAGGCGAAACAGGAACUUGGUUGAAUCCCUGGAAUGGCACAGGAGGUUUAGCACCAGAGGGUCCGCAUCUAUACAAGAAAGAUGAUUAUUACUACCUGCUGCUCGCCGAAGGCGGCACAGGAGAAGGGCAUAUGGUCACCAUGGCACGAUCCAGGAAUAUCAGCGGACCUUAUGACCCUGCGCCUCAUAAUCCCGUACUCACUAACGCCAAUACCACUGCUUUUUUCCAGGCCGUGGGUCACGCCGAUCUGUUUCAGGAUGUGCAUGGUAGCUGGUGGGCAGUCGCCUUAUCAUCGCGCUCGGGGCCGGAUUUUAAGAAUUAUCCCAUGGGAAGAGAGACGGUGCUAACCCCGGUUACUUGGGCAAAGGGCGAGUGGCCAAUCUUUGAAAAUGUCAGUGGGAUCACCAACGGAUGGGAACUCCCUUCAGACCCCGUCCUUGUCUCUGGCGGCGAGGGACCUUAUGUCGAUAGCCCAGAUCAUCUAACGUUCUCGCCGAAUUCGAUAUCGCCAUUACAUCUGAUACAUUGGCGACUACCCACCCCCGAUACCUACCUCGUAUCACCGCCAGGAUAUGAGAAUUCGCUGCUACUUCGUUCCUCAGUACUCAAUCUAACCUCCACCGAUGGACUAUCCACAGACGGUGAGGGCCAGACAUUCAUUAGCCGACGACAGACAGAUAGUCUAUUCACAUAUCAGCUAGACAUCAACGCUUCCAGUCUGCGAAACCAGGAAGAUGAGGCGGGGGUCAGCAUCUUCCUAACAGAAGCGUACCAUAUCGACCUAGGCAUCGUACUUCUUCCACAAGGAAACAAUACUGACACGACCACUGACCUCGCACCAUUUUUCCGUUUCCGUGGAAUGUCGGGCUAUGCUGUCCCCGAGACGCUGUUCCCAUUCCCACCGUAUAUGUCUAUCGAUUCACCGAUCACCCUAAAAAUCAAGGCGUUUAACUGCACACAUUACUCAUUUGCCGCGGGACCAAGCGACACUAGGCAUCUCAUGCAGACAUACGGCGUCGCGCGUGGAGACCAGUUAAGUGCGGGCUUCACGGGGACGUUACUUGGACCUUAUGCAACGACGAAUGGUAGAGACGGCAGUGUGAAUGGAGAGUUUGAGGUGGCCGUUGGUAACUGGACGUAUUUACCACAAGGGCAGAUUGUCAAUUAGUGGAUGGGAAUUGCUCUCCUUUUCCAAUUUUGCUUGUUGCAGGUUUUACCCGGUACGAAUAAAUUAGAAUAAGGUAAGAAUUAUAUCAAGUAAACAUUUACAUUGGAAACAAGAAAUAGAUAUCGC